AUGCUCACCCUUCGCCCAGCAGGCUUCAGCAUUUUUGACACCAUCAUCACUCUGCAAAUUCUCAAGAGACAUCUUCAUCAAAAUGAAAUGUCAUUCACAACAAACUGGGCUUUGCUCAACCCAGCUGAUAAGCAGGACAUACCAAAGGCCAUUGAACUACUGAAAGCCAUCUGGGAUCUUCCCUUAAUUACCAACAAUAAGGAUCCAAUCUGGACAGCCCAGCGCUACGCUCUCCACCUCUUUGGCCGGGUCUGUUUCUGGUUUGUGCAACUGUAUAUUGACAUCACACUCAGUCUUCAGCAGCAACUUGGACAUCUCAGUGCUGCUGCACAAUUGCUCCUGAUCCUCUUCCAGGAAAAUCCAAAUAAGGGACAAUUCAUGCCAACACAACUCUACAUUGACAUUCAGAUUGCCAUCAAGAAUCUAUCAACCCGAUUAUUGCAUGUCACUGAAAUUCAAAACAUACUUGCUCACCAUCCAGAAUGGGACCGGAGCCCACAGCAUUUGAGGUUACCAUCCCUUCAAGAACUGGAAAAGGAAUCACAGCAUAUUGACCAUAUCACACCUGGACUCUGGAAGGGGAGGGAGGAUGAUGUCAGAGAUGCAACAGCAAUCUCGUUGUUGGGGUCAAAUAUGGAUGCUCCAGAAAUUGAAGCCGGUAUGAUCAGUGGGGCAGAAGACAUGGUGAUGAAUCCUAUAGGAGAUGGACCUAAUGCUGGGCUGGAUUUGGAGGAUAUACUUGGGGCCAUAACCAAUGACUAUAGGGUCCCUUUGCCCUAUCUCUCAAUCCAUGAUGAGAAAACUGGGGAAGAGAAGACAAUUCACAAAGCACAGGCGUUGAAAGCCCUGUUCCAAAGUAUUGUCCAUCAAAAAGGAUCCCUAGAUCAACAGAAGCAAAUUGCUGGACUCACCCAAUUCUCAGUUACACCUACUGGUACAAUAAGUGACAUCGAUGCCAACGACACUAUCUUUGGUGACAGCAUUUGCAUUGGGGAUCCAGCUGUGACUCUCAUUAAUGUCGAGAAUAUCCCAUUCCUGGCUGUGGUUCAGAUUUCGGCUUUGAAGAUCGAUGGGCAAGGAACACAAGCCAUACCUUUGACAGUACUCUCUGAGCACGUUGUCAAAGUUAGUUUCCACAUUCUCACAUUGAAAGUGAGACAAUCUGUGAGGGUGACAAGGAUUGGCUAUGGAAGGACUGGAAAUUAG
Molecule: messenger RNA, 1206 nt
Organism: Cantharellus anzutake
Lineage: Eukaryota; Fungi; Basidiomycota; Agaricomycetes; Cantharellales; Hydnaceae
Exons: 3
Coding region: 1-1206 (401 amino acids)
Source: RefSeq, a predicted model, not a curated record